GUUGCUAAGGAAGUCAAGUAACUGUCUGGAUCUAACGGAGUGAUGCUUCCGUAUCAAAAGACGUCAUUUUAUUCUUCAGACAAACGUAUUUUAAAUAUGUGUUUUAUUCCGUUUCCAUAUGUAUGUUUUGGAAAGUUGUAAACGCCAUAUUCGGAGAGUUUUGUUUACUAAUGUGUCUAUCGUGUGUCAUCACUGAAUUUAGCAUGACAGAGAUUUAAAACUAAUUUAAAACUUUAUCAAUAGUUCAUACAAUAGUUGUUUUUAUUUUAUUUUAUUUUGUUUUAAUUUUUAGCGUAUAAGUAUUAGUUAAAGCUGGGUACCAAAACAGAUAAUUACGCUGCAGCUUUUUUUAAAUCUCUGUACACGUUAUAAUUGUUCUUCUUCUUAUUUAUAAUAAUGUUUUUGUUGUUUUUAGUAAAAUGGAAGAUUAAACAAUCCUAAAGUGGUUUGCUUGUCUUAGUUGGUUUGGCCAAACUGGUUUUCAGCUGGCUUAGCUGGUCCCUCAGCCUGAGAAGUGCCCGAAACCCUCCAAAAACCAUUAAACCAGACUGGUGGCCAACUGAGGAUCACACACUUGUUUUGUGUUCAGCUGGGUAUUGUACUAUUGAAUGUUGGUAGUUUACAGCUUCCGUUUAGAUGUUUAAUAGACAUUUGGGUGGAUUCUUAAUAGUUAUAAUGUUUGUAUUUUUGAGAUACAUACUUAUGCACAAUAAAUCUGCUUGCUGUCUCCACAGAAUGUAAUCAAAUGAGGACCAUGGAGCUCGUUUACAUCUAAAACCAAGUCUGACAAUAGGAUGACUGAGCAUGGAGAGACCAUUGUCCCAUUUAAACCCACAGGAGAACCAGCUUGCAAAACAGAUAUUACUGGUAUAAGUGUAGACCCGAGGAAAGAGAAGAGUGACCAAGAGGAGCUCAGAGAUCUCAAGAAGCAAUAUAAUGGACCCACUGUACUUCAGAAUGAACACAAGGAAACUAAGCUUAGUCCUGAUCAGCCUCUGCCUCCCUCUCUUCCGAAGCCUGUGGGAUUGGCAAUGGGGGGUAGAAACAUCACAUUUGAUGAGAAGGUGAGGGGGAGUAGGUUGAGAAACAGCCAGGAGAGUCUCACAGACGCGGGUGAGACUGGCUCGUCCACCGAUUCCCUUAAAGAAGACACUUUGGCUCCGAAGUCAAGCAGUCCAUUGGGUUUCAAGAAUGGACAGAGCCUUACGUCAGGACAUCCACCCAUGGAGAUGCCACCGUUCAGGAACUGGACUGGAAGUUUCUCUGAAACCGAAGUGUCCCCACAUGAUCUUUGUGAUCUGAACAAAGAGCGUUUGAGACAAUCUAAAAUAAUUCUUUCUCCACUCCAGUCCACUGGCAUGAAUCCUCCUCUGGAGCACAGCACAGACUCCACGUCCUUAAGGACAGCUAAUCGGAUUGACAGAGAUUGUUUGGAUUACAGUGUGGUGGGGAGAAGGGGGCGGUCGGAGAGGCUUCAAAGGAACCUGAGUGAUAGUGGGCUGUUGGAGACCUUAGUGUCAGAUAGCACCUCUGUCCACUCCAUGAAGUCCACCUAUAGUGUACUGAACCCUAUCAGACCCAGGGAUGUGAGGAAUAGGAGCUUUCUGGAGGGCAGUGUUCUGGGAAACGGUGCCUUGCUGGGGGCGGAAGAGCUCGACCGCUACUUCCCAGAGAGACGGCUUGGUAUCUACAUUGCCACAUGGAACAUGCAGGGAGAGAAGGGGCUUCCAUACAACCUAGAUGAUCUGUUGCUCCCAACCGAUACAGACUUUGCACAGGAUGUCUACAUUAUUGGAGUUCAGGAAGGUUGCCCAGAUAGGAGGGAGUGGGAGAUCCGUCUGCAGGAAACGCUUGGGCCGUAUUAUGUCAUGCUGUAUGCAGCAGCCCAUGGAGUUCUCUAUCUCACUGUAUUUGUCCGAAGGGACCUCAUAUGGUUCUGUUCAGAGGUGGAACAUGCUACAGUCACCACCCGAAUUAUAUCACAGAUUAAGACUAAAGGAGCUGUGGGUGUUGGCUUUACUUUCUUUGGGACGUCUUUCCUCUUCAUCACCUCCCAUUUCACCUCCGGAGAUUCUAAAGUAUAUGAGAGGAUCUUAGACUACAACAAGAUCAUAGAAGCUUUAGCUCUCCCUAGAAACCUUCCUGAUACCAACCCUUACCGCUCUACAAACUCUGAUGUCACAACCCGUUUUGAUGAAGUCUUCUGGUUUGGAGACUUUAACUUCCGCCUGAAUAAAGAUAGAGGAGAGGUGGAUGCCAUUUUGAAUCAGGUUGUAGGUGCAGACAUGAGCCCUCUGUUACAGCAUGACCAGCUGUCUAAAGAGAUGAAGGAAGGUUCCAUUUUUAAAGGGUUUCAGGAAGCACCUAUUCACUUUCCUCCUACUUACAAGUUUGACAUUGGUUGCGAUGUCUAUGACACCACUACAAAGCAGAGAACGCCUUCAUAUACUGAUCGGAUUCUUUAUCGAAACAGACAAGCAGAUGAUAUAAAAGUGGUCAAGUACACUUCUUGCUCAUCUAUUAAGACAUCAGAUCACCGGCCUGUCAUUGGCAUGUUUCAGGUCAAACUUCGUCCUGGUAGAGAUAACAUUCCUUUGGGUGCUGGGCUAUUUGACAGGAGUCUGUACCUAGAGGGAAUCAAAAGGAGAAUCACCAGAGAACUUAAGAAGAGAGAGGCAGCCAUGAAAAAUCAGAAUAACAGCACUGUUUGCACCAUUUCCUGAUUUGGGACCUGUGCACAAAAGCCAUAGGCUGCUAAAACUGUUCAAAUACUGAGUUACUAACUUGGAAAGCUGGACUUUCAGGACCAAAGGAUAACUCAAGUGCUAUGGAUGUCAUGGCACUUAUCUGCCUCCACUGAAGUGCAUCAAAAAGCAUCGGUGCAAAGUCCAGGGACCAAAAGAUGAUACUGUGGCUGGACCCUGAAGUUUAGCAGCUAGUUUUGGAACUAUACAAUGUUUUUUGACUCAACAGAAAAUGCUUUAUAAAUCUAUAAAUUAUACUGACCAGAGUAAAUUAAGUUUACCUAAUACACUUGUCUGAACUGUACUGUACAUCCAGUAUUCUUUGCUUUUUUGUAUUAUUUUGUAUUUAAUUUAAAGGGAUUGUUCACCCAAAAAUGAAAAUCCUGUUGUCAUUUACUCACCCUUAUGUUGUUCAAACCCAUAUGACUUUCCUUCCUCUGUGGAGCAAAAAAACUGAUUGUAGGUAAAAUUACAGCUUCAGUCACCAUUCACAUUUAUUUUAUGGAAAAAAGAUGGAAUUAAACUGAAUUAUGACUUGAGACUAACCAUCCGCCUUUGUGUUCUGCAAUAAAGAAAGUCAGAGGGUUUGGAACAACAUAAGAGUGAAUAAAUGAUGACAGAAUCUUAAUUUUGGUGAACAUUUAACUGCAAGCCAACACAGUCUGUUCUGCAUCAGGUUUCAACUGAUAGUGUUCCAAAGCCUUUUUAAAUCAGUAGCUCAAAUUCUUACACUUUUACUGAAACCCUAAGCACCUCAUAACCAGAACCAGGUUGCCGAGUCUGUUUUAUUGGCUCCUGGGUCUCAUUUUGGAACACUUACCUACCAAUGUGCUAAUCAACGGUACGUCUAUUAAAAAGGGAACUGUACUGUAGCAUCAUUACCAGCAAAAUGUGGGAGAAGUGGCGUUUGCAUCUGUUUUUAUUUAUUGAUUGUGAUUGAUAGGUAAAUGUGAUCUUGUGUUUAAAAGCAUGGAAGCUGCAAUUGGCUUAAAUUGUGUGCAUUGCAAAAUCUGAAUGGGAUGGCACAUACUAGACUUGAUUAUUUCCUUGACAUCAUUUAAUAUAAUUCAGCUAACUUGAUGUCAAAUGGGAUUUACAUAUGGGAGUGGGAACUACCAUAGUAUUGGUAUUGCUUGUGUAUGGAUCUCAGUAACUUUGGUGUAAUAGUGAGUCAUGCAUUCACAUCAUGAAUUUCAGUUCUACUUGUACUGAAAGUGCCUGCGAUCUUGCUCAUGAUUGCCUCAACAUUCUGCUGUUUAAAACCAAAUAAUAGCCUGUUACAGUUGUUUACAAUGAGAAUUAAUACAAACAUUCUGUCUCAUUCUUAACUUGUUUAAAUACCCUUAUUGCAGCAAAAUAAUUAUUGUUUUGAACACAAACCAAGGAACCAAUUACCGAACAUUAAAAAUGUGCAUGAUGUAAUUACACAUUCACAAAGACAAAAACUAUGGUUUAUGUUCGGAAUGG
Messenger RNA from Myxocyprinus asiaticus (Chinese sucker), 4211 nucleotides. Its product is annotated as phosphatidylinositol polyphosphate 5-phosphatase type IV-like. Gene Ontology annotation, biological process: phosphatidylinositol dephosphorylation. The transcript has 10 exons. The coding region runs from base 795 to 2723 and encodes 642 amino acids. NCBI's taxonomy places the organism in Eukaryota, Metazoa, Chordata, Actinopteri, Cypriniformes, Catostomidae. Gene Ontology annotation, molecular function: inositol-polyphosphate 5-phosphatase activity. The record is from RefSeq and is a predicted model, not a curated record.